Scomber japonicus (chub mackerel) is the source of this 2674-nucleotide messenger RNA. RefSeq lists its product as uncharacterized. Gene Ontology annotation, cellular component: plasma membrane. The transcript is spliced from 22 exons. Gene Ontology annotation, biological process: proteolysis. Gene Ontology annotation, molecular function: metalloendopeptidase activity. The coding region runs from base 9 to 2495 and encodes 828 amino acids. NCBI's taxonomy places the organism in Eukaryota, Metazoa, Chordata, Actinopteri, Scombriformes, Scombridae. The record is from RefSeq and is a predicted model, not a curated record.
UCAGCAUCAUGGUCACAAAGUGCGUCUUUUUCGCGUGUUUUUUGCUCACUUUCGUUUUUGGGAUUGACAAUAAAGACGUUUUCAAUGGGCAUACAUUAAAACUUUCCAAGUACUCCAUUGUUCAACCUCAGGUGAUUCAUAGAUGGGCAAGGAGCAUCAACAGACAAGCACAGGCAAAAGAAAUAUAUGACGAGGAGAGGAUAUCAUACGCUCUCAUCAUCAAAAACAGAAAGCACCUCCUUCAUCUAAAGAAGAACAGAGACUUUUUACACCCAAACUUUGUGUCAACUUAUCCGAAACAACAUGUGCAUUGCUAUUAUCACGGCAAGGUAGAUGGAUAUGAGGACUCAAUGGUAGCACUCAGCACAUGCUCUGGCCUAAGGGGUGUGAUCCUGUUAGGAAAUGAGACGUAUGCGCUAGAACCUGUGCCACAGUCUGAUACCAACGAGCACCUUUUGUAUCUGCUGGAGGACAUUGAGUCAGAGCCCGUCACCUGUGGGGUUGUCAAUGAGGCUGCACCAACGCCAAGCCAUGAGCCCUUUGAGCCCGGCCAAUCACUGACGUCACUGCUGAGGAGAAAGCGCAACUUACCUGACACCAGUUAUGUGGAGUUGGUGUUUGUUGUUGAUAAUCUCAGGUACAAAUAUAAGAAACAAAAUGAGACAGCAGUACGAGAGGAGAUGGUGCAAAUGGCCAAUUUGCUGGAUGGGUAUUACAAAAAGCUGAAUAUCCGCAUUGUGCUUGUGGGCCUGGAGGUUUUUAAGGAUAGUAAUCCCUUUAGCGUGGAUGGCUCUGCAGGAGAGGUGUUGGGGAGGUUUGUCCGCUGGAGGAAGUCUGUUCUGAUACCAAAGAUCAAGCAUGACAUCGGUCAACUCAUUGUUGGUCAGCCCAAGGCAUAUGCAGGAGGUGUGUUGGGCAUGGCCUUUGUGGGAACAGUCUGCUCUGUGGCCACCUCUGGAGGAAUCAACGUGUUCAGCGACAACAGUCUGACUUAUAUUUCCACUGUGGUGGCCCAUGAGAUGGGCCAUAACCUGGGCAUGAAUCAUGACUCGAACAGCUGCAAAUGUAAUGGAAAAAGCUGCAUCAUGGCACCCAGUGCUAGUGGUUCCACCAGUUUCAGCACCUGCAGUGGACAAGACUUUGAGACGCUGAUCCUUCGUGGGGGAGGUGUGUGUCUGAGAAACCAGCCCCCUGUGUCAGAUAUAGUUGGUAUUGCCAAAUGUGGCAACGGCCUGCUGGAAGGAAAAGAAGAGUGUGACUGUGGCACACCAGAGGAAUGUAAUAAUGAAUGCUGUAAUGCUGCCACUUGCAAACUGACACGCGGAUCUGCCUGCGCCCAGGGGGAGUGCUGCAGCAACUGUCAGAUCGUUGUUUCUGGGACACCAUGCAGAGCGUCUGCCAACACCUGUGAUCUUCCUGAAUACUGUGAUGGCAAUUCUGCAUUCUGUCCCAAUGACUACUAUGUCAUGGAUGGCUUGUCCUGCCAAAAUAAUGCUGCGUACUGCUACGAGGGCCGAUGCCAGACAUACGAUUCCCAGUGCAACAAACUCUUUGCCCCAGAUCCAGCAACAAAGGCAGCAGACGCUUGUUUUACUCAUGCAAAUACUAAGGGAAACUUGUUUGGAAACUGUGGAAUCACCAGCAAUGGACAAUAUAAGAAAUGUAGCGUAGCAAAUGCUAUGUGUGGAAAGGUGCAAUGUACUAACGUGGACGUCAAUCAUCCUCCUAAUGGUGCCCAUGUCAGUAUCCAAAUUAUUGAUGGGGCAAGUUGUGUUAAUGCAGACUUCAACCUUGGCACAGAUGUGCUAGAUCCUGCCUAUGUUAACCCUGGCAGCCCUUGUGGUAAAGGAAAGACCUGCAUUGACUUCCAGUGUGUAAACGCCUCUGCUCUGCUGCCCAACUUAGACUGUCAUGCUGAGACCACCUGCCACAGCCGGGGUAUAUGUAAUGACCAAGGACACUGUCACUGUCAAGACGGGUGGGCACCGCCCAACUGUGACAGAUCUGGACGAGGUGGCAGUAUAGACAGUGGUCCUGCUCAGAUAGACUACUCCCUGAGGAACGGCCUAUUGAUCUUCUUCCUUCUGGUGGUUCCUCUUCUGUCUCUUGUCAUUGUGGGAUUUCUCUACGUCUUCAGGAGAGACACCCUGGACCCCUGUCUUAAACGAGGCCGUGCCAAGUCACGUAAUGCUCCAAGUGGAAAUACAAACAGUCAGUCAAACAACAAUGGUCGGACAAGUGCCGCAACUCAGCCCCAAGCACGGGCUGCUCCUGAAAGGCCUGCACAUCCACCAGCUACCUCAGUUCCAAUUUCUGGGUAUGAACCUGUUAAACUUUAUUCUUUCACAGCUACCUCAGAUCCAAAUUCUGGUUUCAGGUUUGGAGAACUAGAUUAUUGGAAUACGGAAACAAGCGCCACCCCUGCACAACAGCCACCUCCCAAACAGGGCCCCGGAGUGCCCAAACCAAUCCCACCUCGGCAGCCGCCAAAAUAAUUCUUUUUUUUAUACUAAAUAUUGACAGUUGUAUUGUGAAUGUAUGAAGUUAACUAUAUGAAGAGACAAAUUUAAAAGAAUGUGAUGGACCCACUGUACUUUUUUGACAGACCUAUAUUUAUUCAACUGUAAUGCUCAGUUGAUCGUGGUUGAUAAGACUGGUGUAUUUGUUAAUAUUU